AUGAAUAAUUUACUGGGCUUUUUGUCCUUACUGCUGGUGGAAUGGCCCCUAAGUGGAUCAGGUAAAACAAAUCAUUACUUCAAAAGUUUGGGGAAGACAUCUGGCAUUGUAUCACGAUUGAUGCCAUGUUUGACAUUUUUUAAAAAGGUAAACUUUUUAGUUGAGAUGUUUACUCUCCAACACGAGCAAGCAUCAGUGUUGAGUUUAAAUGCUAAGGAGUAACCUUUGCUACGGAGGGCAAUAAUGGAAACCCUACAGUCAUAGCAACUUUUGUUCAGCCUUCGCUAUUUCGGAAAGUAAUUCCCUUGGGAUGAAUGCACUGUGGAAUCACAAACACAGUACUAUAAAGGAUGAAGUGAAUUUGGGUGGUGGCUAAUCUUGAAAGAAAAGUGAAAGAACAGAAGCGGAAAUAACAGCAUGAUUUCUGAUCGCAAGAUAUUUAAGUGUAUAUCUUACGGCUAAGAAUGAAAUACCUCUUCUGAUCCAACAAAUUCCAUUAUCCACUAGGCCAUUUCCGAGCUGCCUCGAACUUUUUUUUUCAAAACGAGGCUGCGUGCACAGCGUUUGAUAUGAUUGUGAUUCAUAUUCUUAUGCAUUUAACAACAAUUUGACCUGACUGAUUUUUCCUGAGACCAGAGAGAAGAGCUAUUAAUAAGGUUAAAAUGACAUAAAUCUCUAAAUGCAGUACAGUCACUGAAUCACGAGAUUUGAUUCCCUCACACCGUUGAAAGCUUAAGAUUCUAAAAUUUCUGGCAUUACCACGGCAACAUGAUGCUUUAACAGAAGAAACCGGAAAAUAGGGACCGGUCAUUAUUUAUCCCGGGGGGGGGGAUAUUGGUUGAGACAACGGAGCACCUACGUGGUCCCCCCUUAAAGCAUACAGUGUGGUUUUGAUCCCCCGCAUUGGCGGUGGGAGAUUUCAUGAUCCCCCCUCUUCUAUCCCAGCCACCACAGAAAGCCGCCAGUGUUAGUGCUGCCAAGAUGCGAAAGCACGCAAUUCUAUAAUUUGGACGCUCUGGACCAGCUACAAGUCCUGACGAAAGACACGGCAUCGCCAGAAAAUGAGUCAUGGGAACAAUUUCUGCUUCCUAACUCACAUACCGAUAGGUUGAAGUUUUACAACAGUGUUGUUAGGUAGAUUUAUGAAUCUUCUAUUUGUAGCAAACAAGCCGGAUUCAAACAGUAUCUCCUUGAAUAACAGCAAAUGCGCUGGCAGUUAAACACAAAAGUAAAAGAUAGGGAAAACAACCUUCUGCGAAACGAGAAGUGGGGAGUAUAUCAAAAUAUCACAAAAUUCAUUGCAGGCGUGGAUGGUUGCAAGAGUAGCGAUGACGUUGUCAAGUGUGAGUCCUUCUUGACCACUAAAAGUGACACCUUGACAUCCUCGGCAUAUUUGUUAUCAUUCAUCGACAAUCAAGCGAAAAGUCUUUUAUAGAGAAGAUCAUUCUCCAAAACCCUUCUUCGACGAGCUGAAAUAUUUUCAGGAAGCUCAAAAACGAGUAAAGGUGCUCCACGAAAAACUUCAAGAAGUCUCAAAUAAGCUGGCAACAACCCUAAUAAACCUGAAAAGGAAGUUUCCAUCUCGCAUUGGGAAAGAUCGACAAUCAAGAACAAUAGAAAGGUGAAAAACCUAAAGGAGAAGCGUUCACAACAGAGGGCAUACUUGCUUCUCAAAAGUACUCACCUCAAGAGAGGAAAGGUGUUUAAUGCAAUCAAAACUAACAACAGUUUUACAAGCAUCACUCUAAUCAUUUGUUGAUAUACUAUGUAUCUAUUUCUUACUUCCGUUGUUGUAAUUUGUAAUGACGGUAUGCCGCCACGUUUAUCGAAGGUUCUUAUUACAGGGAUACCUUUCAAUGACUCUAAAGAAUUUAAAACAUGGAAAUUUGUGGACAUUUAAACUAUAGAACGUAAACACUUUUUAGCAUCACGUUUAAUACAUACGCACAACCACUGACUAUUUCAUUAUAUUAGUCCGUGUCUGAACAAGGUCAUCGAAAAAAUAACCGCUUCAAAUAAUUUUUGCCUUUUCUUUCCUCGUCCCCUCUUAAUGCCUGUCAAUUAUCUCUGUUCUCUUGAAAAUCGUGUGAUCCCCAAAAUCCUCCGCCCCCUUCAGGGCGACAAAUAAUGACCGGUCCCUAAGUGUUCAUUUAAAAGAAGGAAUUUAAUUCGCAGUCAUGUUUUUUCUUGCAGUUGCACUACCACAACAUGGACCGUAUCUAAGUCCAAGUUACCAAAGAUCUUCAAGGGUCAAAAGCGAGAUUCAAUCUUAUCCGCAUAAUUCUGUUACACAAAGACUUCCAAAGGCUAAUCCGUGGGGUCGCUAUGGGGUUUCUCCUUGGACAUCACAUGGAACUUACCUGGAUAAAAACUAUCUCAAAAGUAUCUCAAAGAAGGCUGAUUUCCGUACCCAUAAAACUCUAGCCAAUACUAAAAACGCGGCAUCUCGGUUGUAUUGGAAACCACAACUAAGACAAAGCAUGUUUCCUUUGUCAAAUGAAAGAACAAAGAAAACGAGUAUUCCUCAUACGGGAAGAUCGUUCAGACUUAGACCCACCAUUAAAAAGACAACGCUUUCUCCAGAAUCACGUUGGGCAAGAAACCAAGUAGACCGUAAAAAGAAGAAAAAACAGUUCAUAGUAGCAAACUGGGGUGGCUUAGGACUUGGAAAUGGUUAUGCACUUGGGUUAACAGGGACGCCAACGGCCACGUAUAGCGCGGGACUCGGAACGGGUUACGGGACGGGUCUGACUACAGGUCUUGCCUCUAAUUACGGCGCUGGGAUUGGAACUAUGCUUGCAACCGGGACAAAUUCCUUGGGUUCAGAGGGAGUCUUAGAUACCCGGCAGAAUUUUGGCACAAACUACGGUACGAGCAACAGCCAAAGUUCUCUGGGAUUAAGCGACCUUUCUGCAGCAGGACUUAGCUCCUUGACAUCCCAAACGGGAGUAAAUUAUUUAUCGAAUUUAGCUGGAGGAGGAGAAACAUCUGAUUUAAAUUCUUUGAACUCCAUAAACCAAUACCAAAACAGUGAUUUGGAUAUCUUGGAUAAUAAUAGGAAUUCAAAUACUGGAUUAGCCGGGCUUAACUCUUUCGAUGGAACUGCACAGAGUCAACAAUAUGCUGGGAACAAUAAUCUGCAAAACUCUUUGGAAGGGAAACUUACUGUGGGUGGUGGAGGAAGACAGGGAAUUGGAGGAUGUAAGUUCACAUGAUUUUUUCAUUAACUCCUUAGUCGUUUUUUGCAGUAAUUUAUGAAUCGGUACAGUAGAACAGAUAAAUUGCAAGAAGGGGAAUCCGAGGCCAAUGUAGGCCCUACCUUGUGCACAGAUACAUUCUGUUGACUAGACUAAAGUGGUUUUCAAUGUAUCGUCCUUACUAAUAAUUAUGAUAAUUAUGAUAAUGAUAAAUUUUUACCACCCUAAUAGACCUUUUUAGAUUUUAGGUCGUAUUUUCCCAGUUAAGACCACGUGAUGUUCUCAAGAGAAGUUGCCCUUUUCAUGCGUUACGCACACAUAAUUAUGCUGGUGUGGAGCGCGUCAUUUGAAAGAAUCAAUUUUCUUAGGUAACGUCACCUGGUCUGCAUUGAACAGACAAGCUUAAAAGGUACAUUAAAGGGUAUCGUCCCUUGAAAAACGCUAUGACUAAUUAGUUUGCACUCAAGGAUUUGGAUCUUGAUAACGUAUCUCAAUCUAGGAGCAACUCUGAGCAUUACAAAUUUCAUAGCUUUCAUAAACGUUUUAUAACUUUCUAUCUUAAGUAUAAUUUGAUGAAGGUGGCACCAUUUUAAAUACUGAAACUUGUUAUUGCUUUCAAACAGCAAUGGAUCUUGGCAUGGAUGGAUUAAGUGACCUUGGUGGAGGCAACAGCAUGUCUGAUAGCUCCCUGCAGCAGCUCAUAGGGCAAAUAAUGAACACUGGUGGAGGAGGAGGGGUAGGGGCUGGUGGAGGGAGAAUGGGAGGGGCACGUGUAAACGACAAUAGCGACAACAUGGAAGGGGACAUGGGAAAUCUUGACCUUGGAUCACUCGGAAUUAAUCUUGGGGGAAUGGGAAAUAAGCAGGGAAAUGGAAUGGGAAACGCAAUGGAUAAUGAGAUGCAAGACCUCGGAGGGAUAGAAAAUAGCAUGGGAAACGAGAUAGGUGGUAUGGGAAACGCAAUGACAGGAAUGAGUAAUGGAAUGACCGGAAUGAGCAAUGGCAUGGGAGGAAUGGGUAAUGGAAUGGGAGGAAUGAGUAAUGGAAUGGGAGGAGUGGGUAAUGGAAUGGGAAUAGGAGGUGCCGGAAUAGCCAUGGGGAUGGGAGGUAUGGGACAUGGGAUGCACAUGGGAGGUAUGCAUAUUGGUGGGCAUGCUGCAGGGACUAUGGGAGGCCAGGAUAUGACUAACACAGAGGUGAGUGAAAUAAAGCAAACACUCAGCGAGACUACAAACGUCUAUUUUACGAUAAAAGAGCCCUGCUAAGUUUAAAACUGUGACGGAAUCGUCAAUUGGUCAAAUAUGCUGAUACGCAGAGCAAGGGGAAGGGGAGAAAGGUGGUUGCCUCUACAAAAAUUUAUAUUCUAAAAAGAAUGUUUCAGCAACAAGUGACAGAAGACAUUUCUGAUGUCGUUAUAUAUGGUCGGUAACGAAAGUACAAUAUUAUAGUUUUAUAAAGGCGCAUUUUUAAGGUGACUCUUUCAGCGCUGCUUUAAGACAUGGCCUGAACAAUCCUUCCUUUUCCUAAAAUAGCCGAUGGGUUACAAGGAAAAACACCCGCAAAUAAUUCAUCUUUACUUUGUGUCUGUCAUGUGUUUAAAUACCCAAUAAUCUAAUGUGUUACUAUCCCAAUAAAGGCUAGUGACAACUAUGAACGAGGCAUCCAGUUUUUUGGUUUUCUGUCCUGUGUAUUUGGAUAUAUGUCACGUGAAUAUUGCUGUCUUGGAUCAAUUCUGUGCUUAGGCAGUACUUAGUGCCUUUUCCCAUUCCUAAAAUACUCCUGGAGAAGAUAUGAAACAAAUUUCACCAGGAAGCACUAACCUUACAGCUGAUUUCAGUGCGGCGUAUACACCCUGAUUUUUAGACAUGAUUCGACGGUCAUGAUUCGACCGUCAUGAUUCGACCGAGAGGUUACCAAGCAGUAUAGUAUUUAUCCUUGAGUAUCCUACAGCAAUCAAAGCAUACAAUCUGAAAGUUACUUUGAUGAUAGCUUGAAUAUUUCUCUUGUAACGCAGAAAAAGAGGACUGUGAUCCAUAAUUUUUUCUCCUUUUCCGGGAUAACAGCUUCUCAUACAGUCACGCAAUCUAAUCGCAAUACAUGUUAUCGGGCGUGUGGACGUCUCGAUCAAUAAGUUUUUCGGCUCUUUUCUCAACUUGUUUUAGGCUUUUACCCUGAUCUUUAAGGAAAUAUCAUAUUUUACCCUUUUCCAAAAAAAACAAAUUUUGCUUUCUUUUAUGUAUGGUUUUCUUUAUUUGUGCUUACUAGGGUCAUAGGUCGAGGAUCGAACACCGUGAUAUUUUUCAACGGUCGACAAAACAAAACUUUCAAACCCUCCAGCAAAUUCUUUCACAACGGCAGACUGAUCAAUUUAUCUGUUGAUUUCUUCGGCAAAACGUCAAGGUUUCCUGUUAUUUUUUAACCCUGCAGAAGCUAAGUAAGGACGAAAAAGUACCAACUUGAAGAAAUACAAAUUUGCCUCCCUGUUAACUAAAUUUGCAUCACUGUUACAUGUAAAUUGCGGGUGGUAUUCACCAACGGCAAAACACCGAAACCUUGUCAUACGGAAGAAGACAAACGAUUAACCGUCGGACUAUUUCGCUUUUCGCCGUGUUGAUAAUAUUUCGUCCAUUAUGAAAUCGCCUACAGAAAUACAUUCGGACUCGGCAAUCGAACUCCAGGUUUAUCACCUGAUCAAAUGUUAUCAUAAUUUCUGUAUCAUGUCGCUGCUUUCCAAGCAACAAAGCUUUCCUCUUCAGGUAAAACGCAUUUGCCGGGAUUCUAGCUUCGUUAUACUUAUGUCCUUUAGUGUUAAGCUUUCCAGCCAGAUUUUUCUCUCACUGUUUCGGAUCCCACGGCAGAACUCUCAAUUAUUUUCGCGACCGUUUACGUACUGCGAAGCGAUACGUCACGUGAUUAGUGUCGAAUCAUGACAAGUGGAAUCAUGACCGUCGAAUCAUUUCUGAAAAUCCGGGUGUAUACAUAGCAAUGAAAUCAGCUGUAAUCAUUUUGUGUUGUUUUUUUUGCAAGGAUAGCAUUAAAACGUUAAUACGUUCGCCAAUUUAACCCUUGUCCAUCCUUACCAUAAUUAGCAACAGCAGACAGGAAACAGUUUCAAUGCCUACAUGUACUCUUAGAUAAAAAAAAGGACCGUUAUUUUUGGAAGUCACUUCAGGAAUGCCAAGACACGUUUUAUUUUUUUAAAAGAUAGCAAAUAGCCUAACAUGACCCUUUAAGAUACCAAUCGAGUGACACAAAAAGUUUGAAGUUCACAUUUAGAUACGUUUUUUACAGUUCCUAAGCAGUGAUUCGUGUGUUUUAUUGUUUAUUAAUCAGGCAGACGAUGCACAGCCGUCUGACUCCCCUGAUGAGCAGCCUAUGACAGGUUUCGGCAUGCAACGUCCACUGGCCAUUGCGCCUAUCGUACCUGGACAAACUGUGCAUGCGCACGCUAGUGACAAGCCAAAACGACCAUCCUAUCCGACAUCCGACGUCUCACCAGCAGAUAUGGCAUUGAAGGUUCAACUUAAAGCACAUAGAGAACAUCAGAUAAAACUUAAGGUGAGAUAUAAUGGAACGGCAUUUAAUUUUUUUACGGGUGGCCAACGCGACCGUUGUAAAGUCUGCCGAGUGUUGGCUAUUUCCUACGCCGAGUUGUUCAAAGCUGGGUUAAGAUUCAGGGCGGAAAAAUGUAAUGAGCGUGCGUGAACUUUUUUGCCCAGAUCCCAUGGCCGGGUUUGAAAAUAUGGCGGGAUUUCAAAUAUUUUUAAGCCUAAAAAUAAAAUGUUUCCACUCAUAACCUGGAAAGAACAAGCAAUUUGUCUUCAAAUGUUGCAAGCUGUGGUUACAACCUUCUCAUUACUUAAUUUUCUCGAAGAAUACCUCAUGGUAAAACGGACUUUAACGACAUUAAUUUCCUUGCGUUGUACUGAGCAUGCGUAGGUCCGAUUUUUUUCAAGAUGUAUUCACAAAAUGUGUUCAUAUAAGGAAGUUCCUGGAUAUAUAAGGUCCGGAGCUCCACUGUGGACACAGAAACAACAUAUCUUUGUACAGUGAUUUGCCCCCAAAAAUUAACGCUUGCCCACAAUGUGUUUGAAGUCACCUAACUUUGUCGCACUCGAGCUGAUAGUUUAAAACCCACGCUCGAUCGGACACUUGUAGCUUCGCAGAUGACUAAAAUAUAAACAAAAUCCUCAAUAUAGAUUAGUUAUUGCGUUGAUAUGUGGGCAGAAAUAGGUCAAUCUUUAUCUAGUAAAAUCUUCCCAAAAAUCGGUUUCAAAGUAACUAUAGUUUUUUAAACUUGAUCGUUUCACGCAGAUUUUGCUUUGUCGUGUUGUCAAGUUGAACAUGCAUCACACCUGUCAAAAACCUAGCUACGCGUAGGUAAGAUUUCCUUCAAACAACGUUAAAGUUACUUUGUUGCAAAAACUUUAAGCUCGCAAAGAGAUGAGACAAGCAAAGAACAAUUCCAUCAUGCACAAAAUUCAGCUUAAGUGAACUUUGAAAAAAGCUUCAAUUGUGUUCGAUAAGGUUGCAAAACAACAAAUUAUCAUUAAAAAACAUAAGGCUAGAGACUCUUGGCUGACAAUGACAUUGAAAUUUCUGUACGAAAACAACCUACCUAAAGAUCUUAAAAGCAAAAGAUCAGUUGGAAGCUUCGCAGCCAAGCUAUGAUUCACCGUUUAGCCAUUUUUAAUAACUGGUCCAUGCGAGGGUCUUCAUUCAAGCAAAUUAAACUCACCAAAUCAUUAGGAAGUACAGAAAACUGCACAUAAGGGUUUGUUUUGCAAACAACUGUUUUGAAGUCACUGCAGGCAGUUGUCGUUCUCUACUUCACAGCGAGUGAAAAGGAAAAUUUGCGUAGAGAAAGAAAACAAAACUAUUAAAUGAAAAAUAAAAAAAAAAAAUGAAACCUCUGACUAUGAUUACUUGAGCAACAGAAAAAGGAUCGAGUGAAGGUAAAUUAAAAAAUCUGGGCAAAAAAGUAACCGUUACUACUAAUAACAGAAUACAAGCGGGUUUUCAUUCAGCCCGGCGAUGGGAGGCGAAGCACUGGACACAAAAUCAACUCACAACUCGAAUGCACAAUUAACAGAAAAAUACUCUCCUCUUUGAAAAUGUUCAAAAUGUUUAUUCCACCUCAGACUGACGGAAUGAUCCGUUUUUCCUUUAACAUUGGUUGUUCUGAAUCCAAAGUAAUUUUCAAGUGACGAAAAACAACAAGACCAACAACAAAAAAAAAGAAUAAAAAUGCUUUACAGACCUCUACAAGGAGCAAACGUUCGCACCUCGUGCAUUUGACAAAGAAAGGACGGUCGACACGGCCAAUCAACACACAGAAAAGCCCGCCGUGAGCCUGCGAUAAGGGAUGCGCAGAAUCUUGCGCAGAACGUUUUUCCGAUCUGAAGGGUUAAGAUAAAACAGGGUUAGUGCGAGGUUUAGAUUCAGAUUUGAAAGCUUAAGAAGCAUUUUAGCUUUAAUUCUUUUUGUCUACAAGUUGAUGAUUGGAAGUUCUAAAGAUAACAGAGAAAAUUAUCCAAGAAAAUGCUUUUGAACAUAAGAAAAAGAAACCAGGUUAAAUUUAACCCCGGGUUAAUCACUAAUCGGCCUUCGAACAACUGGGCUGGGUUACAAUGUUAAGGUUUUAACUUUUAAAUUUAAGAGUUUUAAAUUUGUUGAAAAAGGGUUACCUAUUUGUAUAGUUCUAUUUAAACAGGACUUUCAUUUUGAAAGCUGUUUAAUUUUAAAGUGUGACUUCACUCGAACUGCUAAAUCAUUUGUGUAAAGCCUGAGAGUUCCCUGCUAGCAGAGAGUUCUCUCAUCACGGCACGAGAAAAUGACAGACAGAGAGAGACCUCUGCAGGCCCCCAAUGUGUUAUCUAUCACGCGUGUACAUACAUGUACUGGCGUUUCUUUAACAACCAGCAACAUUUUAGUCAUUUGCGAGACAACUUACAGAACCGGUUUGCGCCAUAACAACUGUACGUGGGAUCAGAAAUUUUCAGGUUUAGUCUCAACAGGACACGUGCAUUCCACCUUAAGCAAAACACUUUGAAAACCAGCAACUGUCUACCACAAAUGUGGUCGGCGACUACAUGAAAGAAACACGUCGAAGACCGGCAGAGGUCUCUCACUUUCCUCUCCUUCUUCUCUGGCCGUGAGAGACCUCUGCCAGCGGGGAAGCCUGAGAGCAAGUUCUCUUUUGUUUUGGAGAGGGAAUUGGGUCAGAAAAUUUGUAUACAAUACUGGCAUUUAAUCUGAGAAAAAAACAUCCUAUUUCUCCAAAGGAAUUGAAAAUGAAACUUAGAAGGCUUCGAGAAAAAUUGCGGAGAUUAAAAACUGAAUACAAAUAUAGUGAUGAUGAGGAAGAAACGGAAAAAUCAGAAAUGGAGACACUAAAAGACCUGAAGAAAGCCACCGAGCAGGCGAUCAGGGAACUUCAAGUGGAGGCCGCUAAAGCUGACAAAAGAAAAGGUUGGUUCAUUUGAAAAAAAAAAACAAAAACAAAAACAAAAAAACAAAUGAUUUGUUAUCACGCGUUCUUGAUGUUUUGAUUUUUUAAAGUCUUCAUCUUUAGACUGAAUUGGUGGCCGAACUUUUAACUGGUUUUUAGACAAGGAGAGAACAUUUUUUAUUCAAAACGUAGUUUAACCCUUCUAGUCACCUCAGUGCGAAUUGAAAUUAUUAGAAACAGAGGAAAAUCAGGAAAAAAUGAGUUUUAAAUUUCAAGUGCUUGAUAACUGGUAGAUAUUUUAUUCAAAUAAAAAUAAAAUAACUUGAGUGAUAAGAUAAACGAUUUGCUUGAUUUUUAGCUUGCUACUGUUUUAUCAUUACAAUAGGGUUACAUAAUUGGUUUACAUUGUAUUCCUUUUUUAGUAAAUCUUUUAUUGAUAACAAAGCUAAUUAUAAAAAAAUCCUAUUUACAAUUAAUUUCACUAUUCAGUCAAAGCACAAUUUACAUUAUUCCUUUCCUUAAUAAUAAUAAUAAUAAUAAUAAUAAUAACAAUAAUAAAACCUCAAGUGUCAUUAUCACGAAGGAAAAUCGUUUUCACUAUUAUUCAUUGACACUACCUUAUUACUCACAAAAUAAUAUUGUCCAAUUAAUUAAAGAAGAUAAAAAGAGAUAGUACAAAGAUAAACACUACCUAAUUCUAAUUUAUUUUUAAAAAACCAAUAAAAUGUUAAAGUUUAAAAUAAAUUUCAAUUUUAUCCCUUUUAACGACAGGUGUCAAGAAACUGAUAUUCAUUCAUAAUGUUCCUGAAUCAGGAAAGACAAGUGGCCUGGAGGACCUGGGAACGGACUUGCUGGCUCUUAUUGAGUCAAACAAACCAACCUCCGGACCCACCGCUAAUGGCCCUUCUCGUUCAAGGCCUCUUGCUCUUACACCGGCUGCUCCAGCAACUCAGAAAGCUCAAAAAAAGGGGCCCAUCCAGGACGAUACAAAUUCACUCACAGAACUUGAAAAACAGGCUGAACAGGAAGUGAAUUUUAUGACAAACAACAAAGACAAAGGUAUUGUGUUUUUAACACUUUAAGCUCCCUGUGAAAGGUUUUAAGCUCAUUUCACAAACUCUAUUUCUUACAAGGGAGAGAAUGCCAUUUAAGUUCGAAAGGAAAUAAUUCUUUUUAAGACAUUCACUGAAAUUUUUUUUAAAACAUUCACUGAUGUUGAAAAGAGGUUAGUUUACUUCUUCCCCGCUUGUUAUUUUUGCCCUGGCAUGAUUACCUAAUAGACCUUGUCACGGUUUUCGACGCCAUCUUGACGAGUAGGAAAAUGCGUGAGAAAUUACAGUGUUUGUCUGAGAAUCUAAUGUCGAAUAAUUUCCUUAGAACGGCUGUUCUGAAAAAGAAUAUGAAUUGUAAACUAAAGCUUAAUUCCUAAGGAUUCUACUGAAAAAAUUGACCAGAGGGCGUUACUUGCGCUAGAAGACCUAGAACCACUUUUUAAAAUUUUCUAUACAUUUAUCUGUAAGAAAGUCCCGGGAAAAAUUACAGGAAAAUAUAUGGAAAAACUAAAGCAAGCCUCUGGAGAAAUUUAACACAGGUACGCCCCAAAAAUGUAUAGCACAAUCCUUUGUUUUGUAGCUUUAGUUUACAAGUCAAAUUUUUUUCAGAACAGCCAUUUUAGGGAAGUUAUUCGACAUUAGAUUCUCAUACACACACUGUAAUUUCUCACGCGUUUGCCUAUUCGUCAAGAUGGCGUCGAAAACCGUGACAAGGUCCAUUGGGCCACGGCCUCAAGCAGUCCAGUUUCUCUUUCCCGUGAAUUUUUUGUGGACGUUUAUAAACCCAAGCAUCGAUUUGAGGAUGAAAAGUCUCUUCUGGUGUUCUGAUCGGCUGGGUUUACCACAUGCUCUAUUUUACAGCUGUUUUUGUAAUAACAAUACCUAUCACGAUGCUACUUGUUUCAGAGAAUCACCGUUUACACAACUUCAAAGGGCAUGUGCAUGUAUGCCCGUACUAACACCUGAUUUUUCCAUUUCUAUCGCCAUUGCAUUUUUCACUACUAAUGUCACAGCCGUAACCGAUAUCAUUAUCAUAAUCGCACCAUGCCAACUUGAGCCAAUACCUAUCCCAUAAUAUGCACAUUGCCAUUUCUUUGUAUGUAUCAUCAUCGAACUGUCUCUAUUGUAAUUGCCAUGAUCUUUACAGUAACCAAUGACACUAAUUCAAACGUAUUGGCGUUAGCAUUAGCAUUAGUUACAGUCAAACCAAGUCAAGCGUACCCCCCAAGAUUCUAUUCAUAAAUUGAUUUUUUGAAAAAUGAACCCGUUAGUCGUUCCCGUAACUGGUGUCAAAUUCAAAGCGACAUUUCUGCAUGCGUAAUGAGCAGUGAAUAUUUUACGAGAACUUCUCUGUAUUUGGUCAGAUUGGAAAUCUUUGAAUGGAUUAAACUUCUUAGAAGACAUUUACAUCAAUUUCAGGAAAAUGGAGCUGGUAGAAAUUUCAUAACUGCCUCGCGUGUAAAUUCACGGCUCUUUACACAUGCAAGAAUGCACAGAUCAAUCUGAAAUCUACAACUAGCAACGGAUUCAACUUUUGAAUAAUAAAUUCAUUAAUGGAUUCUUGGGGGGUACGCUUGACCUGGUUUGACUAUAAAAUAAUGCAUAUGCAAUGCCAAUACCAUGGCUACUAUCAUUUACUUAGCAUUCGCAUUCCCAUCGACAUUACCGAUGGUAUUAUUAUUGUCACCGUCAGUAACAGCAAUUCAUAAACAUUCCAACCAUUACCAUUGUGGUUCCCGUUACUCUCACCAUUCCUAUUAGGAUUACUAUGAAUUUUAGCAUAAACAUUACCAAUGCCAUCCCCAUUAUCAUCAACUUCACUUUUUUUCUUGCUGGAAGCCUCACCAAAUACAAUGAAACCAGGAUUAGAUAUAGAAAUUCCUGGUAAAUACAUAAAGCCUUUCGUCAUUAUGAUAUUAGCCAUACAGACUGUAAUACUAUCGUCAUGACUAAGGAGUCCGAAAAGGUACUUUUUUUCAAAUUUCAAUUCCACAGCUAAACAGAAUAGGCUGAAUCCAGGACUAAAAAUUAAGAUUCCAGGUAGGCAGUAUGCAUUAGUGUAUCCUUGAUCUUGCCUGUAUAUUCUGUCGCGGAAUCCUUAUCAACUCAAUGAAGUUUGACGUUCUGCACGUGAUUAGGAUUUGGAAAACACGUAAAAAAAAAAUCCUGAGACAGGGAAAAUGAGCUCCCUUUAAGCUCCCGCGACAACGGCCUAAUAAUCACUAGAUAACGAUCCCGCGAAGGAAUCAAAAGUUUAUGCUUUACGAGGAGGUGACCAGUUCUUGAUCAAUGCAGUUUAUAGGUUGUCACACAGGGAGUGCGACAAACAAGAGAAAAUAACCUUGUAGUGGAUUCAGGUUGACAGACCUAUUUUGGGCCCCGAUGUUCAGAUCAUCUCUAAUUACAAUCCCACUCGCCAAAAAAAUUAAGUUGAACGUUCGGAAAUGCGUCCUUUGCAAAACUUCGUUCUUUCUCAAUCAACUGUCACUUAAUUUGCAGAACCGGUAGAAGUAUCUCCAAAUCAUAGUGCAAGUAAGUAAAACGUUUUUAGACAUAGUGUUAAAUCAGUUAAGGAACCUGGUAUUAACUUAUUUUCAAAGAAAGGUUAAAAUUAAGAAUCAGCUUCAGUUGGCAGAGUUCUCGCCACAAAACAAGUCAAGUUAGUUUUGUCAACUUAAAAUUUCAAUAAAUCUUUUAAACAAAAUAAAACAUCAUGAGGCUUUUGAUGCAAAAAAUUACGCUGACAAAAAUGCUUACUGUUCCGAGAAAGUUUCUCGCCGAAAUUUUGGCAAAUGAGCUACAAAACUGAAACUGAAAAGACCGUCACGGUCUAUUCAUUAAAAAAAUAAUUCACAGCCCCCACUUUAUUGACUCUAACUAGCCUUUUGUCUUCCCCUAAUUGAACAUUUUUGCCGGAAGAAAUACGUUGCCAUGUUACAUGUUGCGUUUUCCUCAGAGUAAAAAUAACAAGAAUAGUUAGUUCAGGAUCUUUGUAAUAGUAAAUCGUGCUGGCAGGGAGAAGGAAAAGUGGGCGGCUAUAGUGCAAAAUACAGCAACAUGAUAUACACUACUUUCCAUACGGAUGGAAAAGAAUUCAUCAAGACUGACUGACUGCUAAUCUUGUCACUAAAGGUUCCAAAGCAGCAGACAUCCGCAUGCAUGUGUUUGGGGCACAAAUUGCCUCACGAAGAAAUGGAUAUCGCAUGAGUCCAAGUAUGCAUCAGAAAAUUAUCUAAUCAAGAAAUCCUAAUAAUAAAAAGGGAUUUGAGAAAGCUUAUAAGAUCGACGUUUUUUUGGGCCAAAUAAUUUUUGUAUAUUUAAGCUAGACCAAGUAAGAGCCAAUUAAAAUAACUUGACAUUUUCAUAUCUUUCGACUUAAACGUUCGUCAUGAGGAGAAUUGACGACAAAAAAGGAAAAGGAAUAAUAUCCCCUGAAAAAGUUAUAAUUGUUGUGUGCUUAUUUUCCGUACUGGAAAGAGACAACUUUCCCUUUUGUUAAGUAGAACAGAGUCAGUAAGGACCAAAAUUUCAGCCACUUGCUGUUGCCGUCGUCUGCCAUCAGUAGGGAUAUCUGUAAUCGGAAGUUGCGAACUCACUCCCAAAACCAUUUUAUUAUAACAUUAUAUCGAAACACACAAUCCCUAACAGGUGCAACAACGGUAUAUAAACAAAAUUAAUUUUCACUGAAGUAUUUUUGAGAACGUGAAAACCAACUUCUUCGCGUUCACAAAACAGCAACAACAAACGGCAAAAGUGAAAAAUGGCGGGAAAAUUUAUCGCUUGGUUUUCUCUGCCGGUUGUUCAGUUGUAAAUGUAAUUAGCUUAAUCUCAUCAUCCCGCGUCCACUACCGCUAAAUCUCCACAUGUUAAAGAUGUGUUUUAAUUUACAUGCAGCUCCACACUUGAGUGUACCUUUAAGACCAAAAGUAAUAAAAACACCAGGAGGCCAGCGCCUACUUAAUCCACUUCAGCUGAACAACUUGGCACAAAUAUUACCAGGUAUACCUAACUUCUAUCGCGCGAUACAAGUAAGGUAAUUAGAGCAUAGAAGUGCCCUAAGGUUUGCUUGCAACUUUAUUUUUGUUACCUCAGUUGCUAAAUCCAGGUUUGACAGCAGAUUUCUUCAAUUUGAAGAGUCUUGUUCUCAUCGAUGCAAUGAUGUAACGGGAAACGGGAACUUCCCAUUUCCCGUGCUCGUUCGCUGUUGCCUUCGCAGUUCUACGUUUCCGGGGAAAACGUUUUGAUCAAAGGUAAAAUAAAUAGAGGAGAAAGUAAAAACACAGGCCAAAAAACCUUACUAAAGAUUGAUCAAGGGCUUCGUUGGUAUUUUGCACUGAAAAAUAGUCGAAAAGUGUCAUUCAACUAUGGCGAUGAAUAGAACACUCUGAAAAGAUUUGCGGAAUCGAAAUUCACAGGUAUAUCGUUCACCCAGAUAUAUUUACCAUAGACUACCAAGACGUCGCCAAGAGUACCUAGUAAGCUACAGGAAGGAAAGUCAGAUACAUAAUGAGAAUAUUGCAUUUUACUCUUCCGUUCGUGUAGUAUUGGGGAGCCAAUAUGUGGCAUUACUGAGAAGUUAUUGAUAUUACAAUUAUAAGCAAGUAAUGUCAAACUGAGAAAAUGCUUAAAAAAGUUCCAUUAAAGAAGUUGACCAAAGAUAUCGCAGUGAGGUCCAAUAAAUCGAUGCAAAAAGAUGACUAACCGGCUAAAAAACUAAGGUUAACAAAUUAAAGUAAACAGUAGUUUUAAGAAUACUGUUUUUUUUUUAGAUAAUAUCCAUACCCGGGGUGAUCCUCUUUUUGUCUUGGAAUUGAUAUAGGAAUUUUCUGUUAUACUGUAUUUCAGCGCCUGUGGAUAAUUCAAGAGAUAGGAAAUUCCAUCCCUCUCGACCACUCAGUAAGAGAAUACUUUCCCUUUAUACCUACACUAGUUAAAACAUUCUUGUGGCACUUUGUUUUGGGGGUUUGAAAAAGUACAAGGAAACCCGACUCCACCAGCUCUCCAAAAAAAAUUACGCUGUAAUUAUACAAGGGGUGAUGAAUGGUCCAUUAAAAUUUUUAACUACUCGCAAAAUUGUACCUUUGCUCGAUUUGCUCGCAAAAUUUUAAACGAGUGCUCGCUUGUUCGUGCUCCCAAAAUUUUUGCAGUUGCGCACAAGCAACUUUGGGUUAAAGUAAAUGUAACUCUGUAUGAUGCUUAAUUCCUAUAAAUAUGGCUAUCAAGUUCAGUGGAAAUGAACGCCAUAAAUGACAACGAUAAAUAAUAAAUUAGCUAAUCUAGCUAUAUAUGGUUGUUCCAUAUGGUUGUUUUUCUUGCGUCCUUUGCUUUCUGAUCCGUACGAACACGUGCAUGAUAUGAAGUAAAGCGGAAAUGUGACGUCAUUUGGCAUCAAACGCGGCUGUAAUUGGUUAGAUCUCGAUAAGGUGUCACUCAAACUCAUCUUCAAAGAACUUGGUGCGCUCUAAAGUAAAACCCCGUUUUAAAAUAUUUUCUGUUUUAUUUUAAAGAAAAGGAUUUCCAUAUGGAUUGCUGCAAGCGGAAAAUAUAAGAAGUGCUCGCUGCUCGCGAGUUGUACUCUCUAAACUGCUCGCUGCUCGCAAAGCAAAUUUUUUAUUUCUGCUCGUGCUCGCAAAAAAAUCGCAGUGCUCGGCAUGCUCGCGGAUGCUCGCAAAGACCAUUCGUCACCCCUUAUACAGUUGUCUGAAAAUAAGGUGUUGGUCAUAAUACGGAGAGCGAAUCCGACCGCAAACUGCAGUAAUUAGAUAGGACUCUAGGACGGCAUUUUAUUUUCAGAUGUAACUCCUGCAAAAAUGAAAGAAUGCUAAAAAAAUAUCUUUUAUAUCGAAGCACAAAGGAAGCUCCAUCUUAUAAUGUUAUUGGAGAAACUUUCAAUCAAAAGCAUGAUCUGGCACAAUUCAGAUUAAAGCUAUAGCCCUACAUGGUAAUCGUAAAAAAGGCUUGUUUAUCUCUGACAGAUGGAUCAAGAAGAGUUUUUCACCCUCCAGGUCAGUAUCGAGCGUAAUUUUCAACACUUUUAACUUGCAAUAAGUUAUAGUAGUAUUUUGUGUGACAAAUGUCCGUGAAAUAAUGGAAUAAUGGGCAUCACCAGGGCUGUAUUUUUUAUGAGUAUGGAAAAUGAGUUAUAACACCUUAAACGAUGUCAGUUUAAGGGCUAUUUGUAUUGGUAAACAUUAAGGCGCACAAGGGUAGAAAGGUCCACUCGACGGAGUUGAACCCGAAUUCUUUAAGAUAAAACACCCAAGAAUAUUACCACACUCCCUGGAUGGAACGCGAUGCCAUGGCAGGGUAACCUUCAGCAGUGUCCGCUGUACUCGCAGGUGAAGAGCGAAUAUGUCAAGCAAAGUUUCAAACGUGAGGAAAAAACACAACGUUAGUACUUGAGUUCUGGGCGUGAACUGCUCGACCACCUUUAAUUUCUGUUAGUUUAGGGUCAAAUUUGAUGAGCUACGUGAAACGGUAAAUUUAUCCUUUAACUAACAUCUUUUCUAAAUGUCAAAAGUAUAUAUGCUUCCAGUGUGGUUGUUGAGGCACAGCCUCUGAUAUCUAAGUAAACCAUUUUUCAGGUACUUGUAGCAGUGUAUCGUUAUCUGAAAGCAGGAGGAAAAAGUGUGUACGCCAUGUAUAUUUCUUUAAAGUGCAAUUUACUCGUAAGCUUAUCCAGAAAGAAGCUUCAACUGUAAAAAUCCCAACAUGGGUGAACUUUGCAAAAACUUUAAGAUAUACUCAGUAUUCUGUCGUAAAACAGUCGAACAACCGAGUACUGAAAGCUUUUAGUUAAAGUAAAGCUCAGCAUCUUUUUUUCUCGCCAGGUUAUUUUAGUAUCGGUUGCUGGAGAGACCAGCCUGAGAGGGCUUUACCAAGCCUGGAGGGAAUAUUUCCAAUGUUGGAUGGAAACGAUUACAAAGCGCGAAAAUUUCCCAUUAAGAAAUGCGCCACAAUAGCCAAAGUUCAAGGAUUUCCAGCCUUUGCCUUAGAAAAUGGUGGCCAAUGUUUAGGUGGGAAGGAUAUUCUACAGACAUACAACAUGUAUGGGGCCUCUAGGGCGUGUCAGGCGGAUGGACGAGGAGGUCCCUGGAGUAUGGAGGUGUAUAAGUUCACAAGUGAGUUGUUUAUCAUGUGUGGACAAGAUAAAGCGAAUCUUGUGUUAUGAUUGGCUACCAGAGCGGACAGGAUGGCUGCACCUUGCCCGCUGGGGAUUUCCUUAAGAAAAAGAGGGCUUUUUGGCCAUAUAAUAAUCUUUUAUUGGCCAAGCUUGUUCGGUCAAGAUGGCUGGAUAUUCAGGCUCGUUUUUUUAGCAUUGUUAUGGACGGACGGAGACGGUCAGCAUCUAGCAAUCUUGAUUGAACAAGCUUGGUCAAUAACCCAUAUUAUGGGUAUUGUGUUUGACAUAGCUCUAAAAUGCACUUUGUUUGAGUGUCAAUGUAUUUGGGACACCAUUUUUACCUCUCCUACUGGAGAUCAUCCGAGCCACGGAAGGGCUAGCCGCUUGCAGUGCAAAGGGAGUACCUUCAUUUCUCAGUUAUUUUAAGACCCUGAGUAUGGGUCCGAGAAUCGGCAAUCGAACCCGCGACCUCCUGAGGGAUUGACCUAAUUUCGAACCCGCGGUAAAAUCACAAAGAAACGAGUGAUAAGUUAACAACCGACCGGGGGUUACAUUGUGGUCUGGAGAAUCGUGCUCUUUUUAUCUUUAAAUUGGGAAGAGCGACAAUCCCGACGAAACCAUUGCCUCUUUAAUUACUGCUUAAAGUCAAAUUUAUAUAUGGUAUAAAGGUUCAUUUUCAUUUUGGCAUCAACUCAGUGAAAAUAACUUUGUUUUUCAUAUCUGUUUCCAGAACAUACACCAUCCCGUCGAGGUGGAAUUCCUCGCUUGAAAAGCGUAAACCCUCCACUGGGUAGAAAACAUUAACUUCUAUAGUCAGUAAAGAGAAAAAAUGAAGGCUUACGGAGUCAGCUCAUGGUAUGCUAUACGCAGAUGCAGACUGUACUGUCAUAACUCAUGAGAACGAAACACAACUCUAUCACUCGUUCCAGCUUCUUUGUUUUGUUCGUUAAUGUGGUUCAUCUGAGAAACAAGUUAAAUAUACUGAACAAGCUAUCCACCGGCAUUGGGGAUAUUGAUGAAUCUACUUAAAUUUAGAUGUAGUUGCAGUUUUUGCACUGAAAAAUAGUCGAAAAGUGUCAUUCAACGAUGGCAAUGAAUAGAACACCGUCUUAAGAUUUGCAGAAUGGAAAUUUACGGGUAUAUCUUUCACCCAGAUAUAUUUACCAUAGGCUCCCAAGACGUCGCCAAGAGCACAUAGUAAGCUACAGGAAAGCCAGUUAGAUACAUAAUGAGUAUACUGCAUUUUACUCUUCCGUUCGUGUAGUAUUGGGGAGCCAAUAUGUGGUGCCAAUGUUAUUUACCGGUAUGUGCAAUUCGCUUAUACGAAAACAGUGCAUAACCAACAUAAACUCUUUGAUUAGGAUGACAUAGAAGCUUUGAUCCUGGGAAAACAACGAUCACAACAACAACAACAACAAAAGCAAUCUAGCAGUUUCAAAGGUUUUUCAAGGUAUGAGCUUGACCUUGUGUACCAUACAACAAAUUCCCCAUGCAAGGAACUCGUACGUACAACGGGACAGGUGGUCCUUUGUAAUGCUUGCAUCAUGCCUCAGUAAUGGUGUAUCUAUUCUGCGUGUACCUUAUUCUCACUUUGUAAGCUCAUAC
Molecule: messenger RNA, 19427 nt
Organism: Porites lobata
Lineage: Eukaryota; Metazoa; Cnidaria; Anthozoa; Scleractinia; Poritidae
Source: the annotation of a GenBank genome assembly